This is a messenger RNA of Xenopus laevis (African clawed frog), 3995 nucleotides long. It is a transcript of the gene misp.S, whose product is annotated as mitotic interactor and substrate of PLK1. The record is from RefSeq and is a predicted model, not a curated record. The transcript has 6 exons. The coding region runs from base 630 to 3077 and encodes 815 amino acids. NCBI's taxonomy places the organism in Eukaryota, Metazoa, Chordata, Amphibia, Anura, Pipidae.
AAACAUCAAAAGGAUGAUUCCAAUGUUUGCCUGCUGUUGCACAAGUCAGUUUAAGCACACUUCACAACCGGCAAUGGGAUUAAGAGAAGCCAAACUCUAUAAUGUAAAUGGAAUUUUAUAUGAUUACACUUCACUAGUUACCAGUGCUAAAUAUUAUUCUGGUCUGCAUUCUACCUGCCAAGCAGACACUUUACUAGCGCUACAGUGUAAAUAACAGGUAUCUGCCUCAGUUCAUGAAACCUGUUGUUGGAGAACAUGUUAAAAAAACUCUUCCUGAUCCUUCCCCCACCAAACUGUCCUGACGUUUCCAAACUGCCAGGUCCUGUCCACAACAAGCUCCUGUAUGGCUUCUGCCUAAUAAAAGUACAUCUGUGAUCAGCAACAUUUCUGCCAGUGCAUUCCCUCUGUCAGCAUCUCUUGCAAUUGUCCUGUGACACUCUGGAUCGCUCACAUUUUCAGUCGCCAAAUUUUCAUCCUGACCUCCCACUGGCAUGGCCAGAUCCUUAUGGAUAUCUUGCAGGAUGCAGAGGCUCGGUACUGACAGACAUUUACCUGCCACUGCUCCUGUCUGGGCCUGACCCCCUGGCUCACAACCUCUUACUCAUUGGCUUGACCCCCAUGAUAAGAAGAUGUUUAAAUAUCCCUCACCAUGGCAAGUGCUCUUCAGUGGUAUGGAGAGAAGGGACAUGAUCUCAAAUGAGGAAAUAGCUAAAAGUCCCUACGUGAAUGACAAAAGUCAUUCUCAGACUGAGGUGCCAACAAGCAAUAUAUCUGAACUGCAUAGCACUGACUUAUCCCUAAAAGACAAAGCAGUUGGCUUACCUGAACAAGAAAGAAAUGAUUUUGAAAAUCAAGCAGUAAUUUUUCCAGACUUGCCUGGCACACAUGAUAAAGAAACAAGAUAUGAAUGUGAAUUGCAGGUGACAUGUACAGAGGAAAAGCCCAUUUGGCAAGAGAACACUAUUUUCAGUCAGGAUAUAAACUAUACAUCUAAGAUAAACGAGCAAAACACAUCUGAACCUCAAAGCAUUGAUGUUCCUGACAUGGAUAGAAUAACCAGGAGUUCCAUCUACUCAUUAUCCUCAGCAAGAGAUGCAGAAAGCGGCAAGGAAGAAGCAAGACAAGAGUCUAAUUCAACUGCUCAAGAAAGCCCUAGUGUGGAGCUGAGAAGCACAAGCAGUGAUGUAUGGGUUCCCCAUCCAGACCGAAAUAACCAGUUGCGUUUGUUGAAGGAAGAAAAACGCUUUGAUGUAAGAGCAUAUCAUUCCCAGAACAAUCCAACCAAGCUUUUUACAGAUAAUGACUCAGAGGAUGAAUAUAGCCCUCGCUCACAUGAUCUUACUCCAGAAAAAUUGCUGGAGUUUGAUGCACAGCGAAAGGACAUUAUAAAAAGACAGAGUCAACGGAAAAGCUUGGACAUGGAAGAGCUGAAAAUCUCAUUAGAUGAGACAAGGAGUUCCAUUUCAGGUGCUGACAUUAAUGGGCUGGAUAGUGGCCCCAAUACUGACCAGAUAAACUUUGAAGCUGCCAGACAACAAUUUCUGAUGUUAGAGAAGAAAAAGGAAAGCCUACCAUUUCCCAGCCCCCAACUUCAAUCCAAGCUCACCCACCUCUCCUCUCGAGUUUUGCUUGAAAAUGACAAUAGCAACCAAGGAAAGACAAGGGGCAUUCUUGGGAAAGUGAGGGACAAUGCAUCACCCAGUACUGAGAAUCAACCCAUAUCUAGCAGAAGUAGAAGUUCCAGCCAGCGCUACAAUAAUUUAUCUGGGGAGAUAUAUGCUGAUAAUGUAGACUCUAGAGCACAGGAAAAACCACAAGAAAUUUUAAGCAGAAGCUACCAAAUCACAGAGCAAGAAUCUGAGGACAUUCCAAAUCCAAGUAAUGAGACACCAAUUGAGAGGGAAAUCAGAUUGGCCAAGGAAAGGGAAGAGAAUUUGAGGAGGGAGAGAGGCAUCCAGGUUAAGACAGUAACCAAUGAGACUGUUGAAAUCCUCAAAAAUUCUGUUCUCCCUUUGACUUCAAAUGUGCCAUCUCAGAAAAAGAGCAAAGACAGAGCUCGUACUUCUAUGUUUCUACAGAGGGAAAUUGAAAAAGAGGCUCAAAGGGAAGCAGACUUGAAAAAUGAGGGAAAAGUGGCUGGGCUUUAUGAUAAGGGCAGUGCUCAGGAGAUAGAUGAGCGCAGGAAAUUAUUUGAACAGCCAGAUGAGAUCCCUGUGAAACCACAGCAUGUGACCACAAAAACAAACUUUAAGGGAACAAUAAAUAACUAUAGUACAGAAGAUGAUAUAACUCAGGUUUAUUCUGGAGAACCUAAUGUUAAAAGCAAUGGUAACAUCCAGGAUGUCCAGCAGCCAUAUAGUGUAAGAACCAACUGGAAGCCAACACCCAUGAACACAUAUAUAUAUAGAAGGCAGAGUUUAGAAAACAUAUUAGACUAUAAGGCAGCUUCAGAACCUUCCCAAGAAACUCACAUCUUACACAAAGAAAAUGUCAAUGUUAAACCUCAGAAAUCUCAUGGAGAUGAAGAUGAAAAGAAGAAACAGUUGUUUAAUGGAACAGAAGAAAAUUCAAACCCAGAAGUAAUAUACAAUGUCAGCAGGCUUAGGCCUUCUCUGUCCAAUAUUAUUGAGCAAGAGAUCCAGAAGACACUAGAGAGGGAUAGGGACCUAAAAGCGCAACAAAGGAAAAGUGAAAUGACUUCACUAACAUCACCAGUAGACAUCCAAACCACUGUUCCCUUCAAUGGCUACAACCAAUAUGAAAAAACAGUACUGAAUUCAGGCGUUUCCAAUCAGUGGUCGACUGCUCCAUACAAAGCCAACCCCUCUUAUGGAACUCCAUCAUAUAUAUUGUCAUCAGAACAAAUGUUCAAACAAAAGAGAGACCCUAAAUUUGCUGUACCAGAGUCAGAUUCAGAUAGGCUAAGAAAGCAUGGAGAAGAUAGUUGGUAUGCCGGCAUUGACCCAAGCGAUGAAGUCAACACCGAGAUUGUGGAGUCCACACGUGUAAAUCGGCACAAAAACAAAAUGGCUAUGCGUUGGGAGGCAGGAUUGUAUGCCAACCAGUCAAGUGAUUAAAUCCAGGUCGCCCCAGGCAGCUGUAUUUUAUUUAUGCAAUACCUACUAACAACUUAGCCAUCCAAAAAAGCCUUGCUGGACACACGACUAACUGUUGGGCAUGACUAUGAAGUAAGGAGAAGGAGAAUUGCCUCAAAUCCCUUGGUUUUCUUAUUGAGCCUUAUUUCCAGCUUGGACAGAAUAUAGACAACUGAAAGAACCAAAUCUUCUCUUGAUUUAUUAUACAGAUUUUUUCUUCUAAUAUGCAUACAAGGAUGAGUGGCUGUUAUUCUUGUAUUCUUGUAAAACAUGUUAUGUGUGGGUCAUAUUUACAGCAAGAGAACUGUGCUUGUCCACCAUUUAUGUAUAAUAAACUGAGCAACUUUCCUAUCACUAUCACUGCCAGUAAAUUAUACUUGAUGCUGUCUUUUAAUCUGUGACUACCAGGCAAUAUGAUUGCUCUACCAUUCCAUGGAAUUUGAAAGAAAUUUGGGAGUAGAAUAUUGGUUUCUGGCACUUUGUAACUUCUUUUUCCAGCCAGUGUCGUUGCUAGUCGAGGGGUUACACAACUUCUAUCUAAUGUAUGUGUGGGAAUCAACAGGGGUCCUGUCGCUCAAGCAACUAAGAAAACAAAUCAUGUUUGGUAAACUAAAUGAUUUAUUUACGAAACUGCUUUGCCAAUGUCAUGAAAUAAACCCACUUUAAUUCAUUGAUUUUACUACUUUACAUAACAGUAAUUAUAAGAUGCCUUAAUUAAAUAAUGGCUAUGUAAUCCCCUAUGGAGGAGUGAUAAGGUAACAGACUUGGUUCAUGAACCUACAGUAUGUAGGGUUGCUAGAAAAUUACCUGAUGUGGAAAAGGAGGGAAGCAGGCUUCACUCCAUGCUAAUUGUCUUCUAUGCUCUUAGCUAUUUAGCUUUAAAUAAAAAUAUUGAAAGGC